UAGAUACUAUUUAUAAAGAUUAACAUGUAUGUAUAGAUUGUUAAUAUCUUAAAACCCAUUAAAGGGUGACAGAAUAAAGAUAUUGUCGGUUGUGUUGAUACAUGGGAGUGGGCUGUGGUGAUAUCUGUGCUUUUGUUAAGCACAUACUUGUUAGCGAAUGCCUCUGUGUUUGUGAAGUUAAGAACGAACACUCGGGUAUUGAUAUGACUACAAGUAUGGAAAUGUAGGGCAUGACUGUUUGCCAGUGACAACACAUACACCUACUUACUUCCUUGUUUGAUAACACACGUGUCAUAUCGCUUAAAUAUUCUGUGCUAUUUGAUAAGAACAGGUCAAGACCGCGAAACAGUUUCACUUAAUGAUAUAAAAAUAUUACUAUGAAUAUUUCCUAAUUGCUUUCAAGUAUUGCAAAGAUUUUUGCUCAAUUGGAUUAAAGCAAUGAAGAGCAGCCUAGUGAAGGUUUGCUUGCUACUCGUCCUAGUGAGAUUAACCAAAGGAAACAUGACAUCGCAGUGUAGCACUAGCGACAGUUAUUGGGAAGUGCAGCAGGACAAAAGGAACAACACCUUCACCUGUACUGGACUGACAGCACAGGACACUAUAGAGUGGUAUGUCUGGAAAAGCAGCACUGAUUAUUUUUACCUUGGCAAUUGCAAACCUCUAACAGCAGAACCAACUCAGUUUGUUUGUGACAACUCGCAAGGGCAACCAAUUUUUAUAGCAAGCAGAACAUCUGCUGACGCCGGUCUUAUGGUCAUCAAUCCAGUUGCUGGUGGAGAUGCUAGCCUGUAUCAAGACUCUCGGCUUCUGUGCUAUGCCACGCGAUCAGGGACUGUUGUGGGGAAAGCGAGCUGUCGCUUCGACUAUAUACAUGCCAGUGAAGACACAUCAUGCACAGUUCAGUUUCGUAACGACACGUGGUCUGUGUACGGCCAGUGUAACAUACAGAAAGCCUAUUCCGUGCAGAACAGGUAUCGAUGUGAAUGGAUUCAGACGAAAGAGUUUUGA
Pomacea canaliculata is the source of this 1008-nucleotide messenger RNA. RefSeq lists its product as uncharacterized. Lineage: Eukaryota; Metazoa; Mollusca; Gastropoda; Architaenioglossa; Ampullariidae. The record is from RefSeq and is a predicted model, not a curated record. The transcript is spliced from 4 exons. The coding region runs from base 439 to 1008 and encodes 189 amino acids.